This is a messenger RNA of Echinococcus granulosus, 864 nucleotides long. Its product is annotated as Putative testis serine protease 5. Bases 1 to 864 code for a protein of 287 amino acids. Gene Ontology annotation, molecular function: serine-type endopeptidase activity. The transcript has 4 exons. Gene Ontology annotation, biological process: proteolysis. The record is from RefSeq and is a predicted model, not a curated record. NCBI's taxonomy places the organism in Eukaryota, Metazoa, Platyhelminthes, Cestoda, Cyclophyllidea, Taeniidae.
AUGGCACCAACUACUGCCGAAUGGAAGUUUCCAUGGAUCGGGAUCGAGCUCGUCCCUACUGCUAUUAUUCGCCUUAUCCUGCUUCAAAAAAUCUGGCAAAUCGAGUACUUUGCCGGUAUCUACCUAUUAGAAAUGCGUCGAGAUCGAAAACGUGGGCCGUACAACACACCGGGCGUUAUUCCUCUCUGCGGUGCCUCCCUUAUCUCCCCACGACACCUCAUCACCGCGGCGCACUGUGUGUUAACAUUUAACCUCACGACGGUCCUGUCAGUGCCAGUCAAUCACUGGUUCCCUCCACUGCCCUACCUUCAGGCUCAGAUCAUCGUGCGUCUGGGUGAUCACUACCUGGGUAGGGUAAAUGAAAUGUGGCAGGAAGAUAUCCUUGUCGACGAAAUACUUAUCUAUCCCAGUGGGACCAACUUUCUCGAGUCUGAUAUCGCGAUUCUCAAGCUAAAGAGACCGGUAGAGUUCUCGACGGGUGUUCAACCAGUCUGCAUCCCACCGCCUAACUUUGAGUUGGCCGCUGGAACAGAGUGCUACGCGGUCGGUUGGGGUCUCACUGAGAAGUUUUUUGAGCAGGUACCCAAAGAACUUAUGGAGACCAAGAUUCCUAUAGUUUCAACGGCUGUAUGUAAAAUCCACUCCAAGUAUGUCAAAGAGGGAUUCCAUACCUGUGCCGGUGGACAAGAGAAGAAUCCACGGCAUGGUGAUAGCGGUGGCGGUCUCUACUGCAAACUUCACGAGGACGACGACCAGUGGUAUCUUUACGGCGUGACUAGCUUCGCCACUUCGCUUCAUGGACCCUGCGCCUUUGUCUAUGUGCCGCGAUUUACUGAAUGGAUCCAUAGACACGUUCUUGAAUAA